UAGCAACAAGAUACACCACCGUUGCAUGUGUAAUGUCUGCACUCACUUUCCGGUUACCAUUGCAGCCAAUAGUGCCAAAGCAUUGUUGGGUCACCUGAAACUUGAAAUAAGAUCGAUGUCUAUGAAGUAUAAACGAUUAUGUCAUCGAGGUUUCCACAACAUCUACCCGAAAACGUCAUCGUAGAAAUCCUCUUGCGGUUGCCGGUCAAGUCUUUGGUACGAUUCAGGUGUGUAAGUAAACGUUGGCGCUCCCUAAUCUCGGAUCCCCGAUUCGCCAAAUCGCAGUUCCGGCGAGCGUCUGAGCGCUCACAAAGACUUCUCAUAACAUCUGGUUCUGAAAUUCGAUCCCUAGACUGUGAGGCGCUAUUUGAGCACAGUACCACUCCCAGUGUACUCGCCGUCCCUUUCCAGAAACGGGGUCGUUAUGUUAGCAUCAUUGGGUCUUGCAAUGGUCUUGUUUGUGUGGCUCUAUAUAGCCAUAGGGAUUUCUAUAUUUGGAAUCCUUCAACGAGAAAUUACAGGAAACUGCCCGAUCCUGGUAUUUCACUCCGCGGGCACAUAUAUAGGCAUGGAUUUGGAUAUGAUCCAUCCACUGAUGACUACAAGCUUCUCGUGGCCAAUUUCCGGAAGCCUCCUUCUCGGGAAAGUGAAGCCAAGGUUUUCUCUUUCAAAAGAAAUUCAUGGAAGUGGAUUCUUCGAGGCCUCGAAGAUCCAGGUAGGGCGGACGAUUCAGCAGGGAUCCUUUGCAAUGGUUCUCUGCAUUGGCAUCUUCGACCGUCCCUCGAUCCACUUUCUGGUCAGAAAAUAUGUGUGUUUGAUUUAGCCGAGGAGAAAUUCCAUGAAAUGCCGAUGCCCUCCAUUGAUUUAUUUGGGGACUGCGGGUAUGAAUUCGUCGAUACUUUGAGAAAUCUUGGAGAGUGCCUGUGUUUUAAUGUUUCUAUGAGUGGGUUUAUGGAGAUAUGGGGAAUGUUUGAAUAUGGAGUCGUAGAAUCCUGGGCACCAAUGCUUAGAGUUAAAUAUUUUCCGGUAGACCCGCUUUGCCUUUCCAGAGUUGGUCAGCUUGUGGCAAUGAAAAAUGGAAUUGUUUUGUUGAGAAGUAAUCCUGACGGAGAGAUUCUUGAAUAUGUUGAGGGCUUCAGUGGCUUUGACUCGCGUGUUGAUUAUGCAACUGUGUUUGUUGAGAGUCUACUUUCCCCUUAUCUAUGCUUGACUUGACCCUUUUUUUUUUUUUCUUGUUCUCUGUUUUUUCAGUUCUUUUGCUACUCAUCAAAGAAAUGCAGAACAGUGACGAAAGAUUUCAUGCAUGGAGAAUCGUAGUUUUUCCAGUGCAUCCUGCGACUCUUGAAAUGGGCUGUUCCAAUGCUCUUUUGUGACUUUGUAGAAUUGGGGCAAAUUUCUGUUGAA
Molecule: messenger RNA, 1404 nt
Organism: Juglans microcarpa x Juglans regia
Lineage: Eukaryota; Viridiplantae; Streptophyta; Magnoliopsida; Fagales; Juglandaceae
Product: F-box/kelch-repeat protein At3g06240-like
Exons: 1
Coding region: 139-1215 (358 amino acids)
Molecular function (GO): protein binding
Source: RefSeq, a predicted model, not a curated record